AUGGAAGGUGUGGGUCAUGUGAACGCCUGCAUUGGUUUGGCUGAAGUGCUUCAAAGUCGUGGCCAUCACAUAGUGUUUGUGGCCGACCAGUCAUAUGAAGGAAAGUUAUGUCGGUUUGGAUUCACUGAAGAAAUCUUGACUUCCGAUGAAAAGGACAAAAUGCCCGGAGAAGUGGCCGCAAAAUCAUUGCUUACAUCGGGACUCAUGUCAGGGGUUUCGUCAUACGAGAAGAUGAAGAUUAUGCAAAACCUGCCGUUCCUGGAUAUGGUUGUCACUAAAAUGCGUGCAAAUGAGCCUAAACUUAAAACAAUUGUAGCCAAACAUAAUCCGGAUGUUUUUCUCAUCGAUGACUUCAUUGGUUCGCCGACACUAAUCCACUCGAAGAAGCCGUGGGUUUUGAUUAUGUCUGGGAAUCCAUUGUUUGCACUCAAAGAUGAUAAUACACCGCCGGCUGGAUCAGGUUUCCCAACGAAUGGAAACCCAAAUGAUUGGAAAGAAUUUCAAGAGCUCUCUGACAAGUCAUUCGCAAAACCAAAGACUAAAUACAAUGAAUGGAUGACAGAGGAAGGGUUUCCUACAGUUGAAGUCAAUGAGCUUUUUCCUGAAUCUCCAUAUUUGAAUAUCUAUGGCUAUCCCGAAGAACUAGAUUACACAGACAUCCGACCAAUUCCUGAGAAGUGGUGCAGAAUUGACGCGUUUAUGAGAAAAGGAGAGCAAGAAUUCAAAAUUCCCGACAAAUUUCGUGAAAGAGAUGAACAAAAAAGUAAAUUAAUUUACCUCUCAAUGGGUUCUAUGGGUUCAGUGGAUGUGAAUCUUAUGAAGAGAUUUGUGGCGAUUCUCUCGAAAUCCAACCAUAAGUUCAUUGUCUCGAAGGGAGUUCUCGGAGACACUUAUGAAUUGGCGGACAAUAUGUGGGGCGAGAAGUCGGUUCCGCAGACAAAAGUGUUGCCAUUAGUAGAUCUGGUGAUAACUCACGGCGGGAACAACUCGGUCACCGAAACCUUCAGUUAUGGGAAACCAAUGAUUGUAAUGCCUUUGUUUGCGGAUCAGUUCGAUAACGCACAGAGAAUACUGGAAAAGGGUUAUGGGAUUCGUCUGAAUCCCUAUUACUGUUCAGAACAAGAAUUACUGAAUUCCAUCGAAAAGCUAUUGAAUGAUAAGGAAUUGAAUGAAAGAUUAUCCGUCGCUUCCAAACGAAUGCUGAGCUCUAAUAGCAUUGAAAGAGCUGCAGAACUGAUCGAAAAUCUCGUCAAAUGA
This is a messenger RNA of Oppiella nova, 1257 nucleotides long. NCBI's taxonomy places the organism in Eukaryota, Metazoa, Arthropoda, Arachnida, Sarcoptiformes, Oppiidae. The record is from the annotation of a GenBank genome assembly.